AUGGAAACCAAAGUCCUCUCCUCCGGAUUCAAAUACGAAAACUUGCCGGAAGGUUAUGUCAGACCAGAAUCCGAGCGACCUCGCUUGUCUGAAGUCUUCGAAUGCGAAAACAUUCCUGUAAUUAAUUUGGCCUCGGAGAAUAGAGCCGAAACUGUGCAGCAAGUUGGUGAUGCUUGCAAGUCUUAUGGCUUUUUUCAGGUUAUCAAUCAUGGUGUGUCUACGGAAGCAGUGGAAAAGAUGUUAGGGACGGCCACUGAGUUCUUUAGCCUUCCUGUGGAGGAAAAGAUGAAGUUGUAUUCAGAUGAUCCAUCAAAGACGAUGAGGCUUUCUACAAGUUUUAAUGUGAACAAGGAGAAGGUUCAUAACUGGAGAGACUAUCUCAGACUCCAUUGCUAUCCUCUGGACAAGUACGUUCCAGAGUGGCCCUCCAAUCCUUCUUCCUUCAAGGACAUUGUGAGUAAGUACUGUGAAGAAGUUCGAGAACUUGGGUUCAGAUUACAGGAGUUAAUAUCAGAGAGUUUAGGGCUGGAGAAGGAUUACAUAAAGAGUACGUUGGGUGAGCAAGGACAGCAUAUGGCCGUGAACUUUUACCCGCCAUGCCCACAGCCCGAGCUGACUUAUGGGCUGCCAGGACACACUGACCCAAAUGCCCUAACAAUUCUUCUCCAAGACCUUGGGGUUGCUGGCCUUCAAGUUCUCAAAGAUGGCAAAUGGGUUGCUGUCAAUCCCCACCCUAACGCUUUUGUCAUUAACCUUGGCGACCAAUUACAGGCCUUGAGUAAUGGGAUUUAUAAGAGUGUGUGGCACCGUGCCAUUACAAAUACUGACAGAGCAAGGCUAUCAGUGGCUUCAUUCCUCUGCCCACAAGAUAACGCACUGAUCAGCCCAGCAAAGGCUCUUACAGAUGAUGGGUCUGCAGCCAUUUAUAGGGGCUACACGUACACAGAGUAUUAUAAGACGUUUUGGACUAGGGACUUGAAUGAAGAGCAUUGUUUGGAGCUUUUCAAGACCGAUCAGUAG
Messenger RNA from Prunus armeniaca (apricot), 1020 nucleotides. NCBI's taxonomy places the organism in Eukaryota, Viridiplantae, Streptophyta, Magnoliopsida, Rosales, Rosaceae. The record is from the annotation of a GenBank genome assembly.